Apis dorsata (giant honeybee) is the source of this 1974-nucleotide messenger RNA. Its product is annotated as zinc finger protein 431-like. The coding region runs from base 645 to 1757 and encodes 370 amino acids. The transcript is spliced from 5 exons. Gene Ontology annotation, cellular component: nucleus. NCBI's taxonomy places the organism in Eukaryota, Metazoa, Arthropoda, Insecta, Hymenoptera, Apidae. Gene Ontology annotation, molecular function: RNA polymerase II transcription regulatory region sequence-specific DNA binding; DNA-binding transcription factor activity, RNA polymerase II-specific. Gene Ontology annotation, biological process: regulation of transcription by RNA polymerase II. The record is from RefSeq and is a predicted model, not a curated record.
GACAUGCGCGUGGAACCGCGUCCGUGAAACGAACAGGGAGAGUGCGCGUUCCUGAUCAGUAGUAGCACACUUUCAUCGUGGCGAGGAAAGUGAGUAAGUCGAGUGAUUCGUUUCGUCCACGUCUGAGGAAUCAUCCACGCUAUACACACGGUAUACACGAGCGCGCGCUCUGCCCACGAAAAUCAUUUGCACGAGUGAGAGAAGCUCUCGUGGCAAAAAAGAGAAAGAAAGAAAGAAAGAGAGGAGUAAGCAUUAAGAGAAAGGAAGAAACAUCUCAACGAAUUCCAUUCGAUNNAGGAAAAAUUAUCGUUUUUUACUCAUGUAAUCGGGUGGGGUGCUUGUUAAGAGAACGAAUUACUCAAGAAAGUCGAAAUAAGAAGGAAUUAAUAAUUGUGUAGCGUUUGCUCGUAUAGAGAAAUACGAAUAGAAAAAUACGAAUGAACAAAGAAAGAAAAAAAAAUGAUUCAUGAAGUCGCGUGUCCAUUCGGUUUCGCCCUUUCCAAGGGGAGAAUAGAGGAGGCGUGAGGUAGAUGAAUCAUUGAGUCGGCCUCUGACGUGUCAAAUAAAAGAGGGAGGCGAUCGAAGAAUCAAAGCGGGGCAAGGUUGCAAACCAAUUUCCAACAACUAAGUAAUUAUAUUGAAAGAUGAGUAAAAAUAACGAGAAUGGAAUAUCUCUGGCAACACCUCCAGCUAUUCACGUUGGUCCGAUAGUGAACCCAGGCACUAACGAGACCAUUUCUAUCGUAAUACCGUUAGCAACUGUUACCAGUCAAAAAAUUGAAAAUUCAUGCAAAGAUUGCAAUAAAGAUGCCAAACAUUCCUCCAACAAUAUCAAUUCUCGGCCAAAAAACGAUAAAACCAAGGGAUGUCCUUAUCCUGGUUGCACCAGGUAUGGUAGAGCUUUCUCUAGGGCACACGAUCUGAAACGCCAUAUUGCUCGUCAUGAAAUGAGAAAAGAAAAAUUAUGUGAUUAUGAAAAUUAUAAGCAACGACAAAAUGAUAAAGAAAGUAUUGAGAGUAUAACAAAUGGAAUAAUCAAUAGACAACAUAUUGUUUGGAAUAACGAAUCACACGAAAAAUCUUAUUCCUGUUUACACUGCAAGAGGAAGUACACUAGCGAGAUCAAACUUAAGGCUCAUAUGAGUUCUCAUGAAAAGAUUCCAGGCAAAAAUAUGUGUGCUCUAUGUGGAACAUGUUCCCGAAACGAAGAAGAAUUACAAGAGCAUAUGAAACAGCAUACAACAAAUAUAUUAGAAUCUCAAACAGCAUUAGAGAAUAGUGAAAAAGAACAACCAGACAAAGAAGAUGACUUCCUGCUCGAGGAAAUGUUACUUCUCAAUAAAAAUCCACGAAGAACUAUGCAACAAGAAAAAAAUAAUUCAAAUACAGUAUCCAAGAUAAGAUGUGACUAUUGUUCUAAAACUUUCAAGACCAAAUGGACAUUGAGCUCCCACGUAGCAGCUCACGAAGGCCGUUUUCAAUUUGAUUGCGGUCAAUGUGGUAAAAAAUUCGUCAGAAAAAGCCAUUACGAAGGUCAUAUGAGAUCCCAUGAAGCUGCAAGACCCUAUGUUUGCGAACAAUGUGGAAAAACAUUUAAAGAAUUGAAACACAGAAGAGAACAUACUAAAAGGAAACAUCCUACCAAUCAAAACGCAAUCCAAACACUUCUGGAUAGCAUCAGCCCUUGUGGAUCUGAGGAAGUACCGGUAGAUCAAACGAAGUUCACGCUUUUGAUGCCUGUUAAUUUUUCCGUGUAGUCUUGAACAUGAUUUAUCCUGAAAUAGUUAAAAAUGAUUAGAUAAAUGCGUAAUCUUGUUAAGUAUGGAAAACGAUAAAAAUUUUGUUUUAAUAUGAUAAAAAAAUUUUGACAUUAAUUUUGAUUUUAAAUUUAGAAGAUGUUAAAUCCUUUUUUAAUGAGGAUUAACGAAACAGGGUUUGAAGAACUAAAAUAAGAUUUAAAAUAAAAGUUUUUAG